AUGGCAGCGAAUGCGGUCAUCAAAUCCACGCGAGAGGAGGUGCUGAAAAAGUAUCCAACGCGAAAGCCCUUCGACUUGAAGAGCGUCUUCCGGUACGGCCGUACGACCCUGAAAAGGUGCUCAUGGGCAGUUGGAAGGCUGCCAAAUCCGGAGAACAGCUGCGCUGAUGUCAAGAAGGUCUUUGUGAACCACAUGGGCCUCUCCUGGAAAGAGGCGGCAGCUCUCAUGGGCGUGCACACCUUGGGUCGUGGCCACAAAGGGAAUUCCGGCUACGACGGCUGGUGGAGUGACUCGAAGAACAGCCGCAUGUUCAACAACGACUACUUUGUGAGCUUGGGUGCUAAAGGCUGGGGCCCAGACAAGAAAGUGGGCGGCAACGCGAUGAAGAACCAAUGGGUCCGAGUCGACAAAGGACUCAAGAAGGAGGAACGCACAGGGAAAGAGAUGAUGCUGAACACUGACAUGUGCUUGGUGUGGACAAACGAUGGCUCGGGAAAGGUGGACAUGAAUGCCAAGACAGCCCCCAAGUACGGCUGCAAUUGCGCCUGGAUCGGACCGCUAGAAGCCCCGAAUGGGUGGAAGAAGUACAAGGAUGGCGAGUUCUGCGGUUCAAAGAAUGUUCCGGACGACUUCAACGAAGGAUGGCCAAAGCCGCGACCCUAG
This is a messenger RNA of Durusdinium trenchii, 663 nucleotides long. The record is from the annotation of a GenBank genome assembly. Lineage: Eukaryota; Dinophyceae; Suessiales; Symbiodiniaceae.